Messenger RNA from Capra hircus (goat), 1106 nucleotides. It is a transcript of the gene MC2R, whose product is annotated as melanocortin 2 receptor. Lineage: Eukaryota; Metazoa; Chordata; Mammalia; Artiodactyla; Bovidae. Gene Ontology annotation, cellular component: membrane. The record is from RefSeq and is a predicted model, not a curated record. Gene Ontology annotation, molecular function: corticotropin receptor activity. The coding region runs from base 131 to 1024 and encodes 297 amino acids. The transcript is spliced from 2 exons. Gene Ontology annotation, biological process: G protein-coupled receptor signaling pathway.
GGCCAGAAAGUUCCUGCUUCAGAGCAGAAGAUCUGCAGCAAGAACUACAAAGAAGAAAAGAUUCUGGAGAAUUAAUCAAGUUUCCUGUCAAGUUCCAGUAACAUUUCUGUCUUAACUGCACACAGGAAAGAUGAAACACAUUCUCAAUCUGUAUGAAAACAUCAACAGUACAGCAAGAAAUUACUCGGACUGUCCUGCUGUGAUUUUGCCAGAAGAGAUAUUUUUCACAGUAUCCAUUGUUGGAGUUUUGGAGAACCUGAUGGUCCUUCUGGCUGUGGCCAAGAAUAAGAGUCUUCAGUCACCCAUGUAUUUUUUCAUCUGCAGCUUGGCUAUUUCCGAUAUGCUGGGCAGCCUGUACAAGAUUUUGGAAAACGUUCUGAUCAUGUUCAGAAACAUGGGUUACCUCGAGCCUCGAGGCAGUUUUGAAAGCACAGCAGAUGACGUGGUGGACUCCCUGUUCAUCCUCUCCCUCCUUGGCUCCAUCUGCAGCCUGUCUGUGAUCGCCGCUGACCGCUACAUCACAAUCUUCCACGCUCUGCAGUACCACCGCAUUGUGACCCCACACCGCGCCCUCGUCGUCCUGAUGGUCCUCUGGGCAGGCUGCACAGGCAGUGGCAUCACCAUUGUGACCUUCUCCCAUCACGUCCCCACGGUGAUCGCCUUCACAGCGUUGUUCCCUCUGAUGCUGGCCUUCAUCCUGUGCCUCUACGUGCACAUGUUCCUACUGGCCCGCUCCCACGCCAGGAGGACCUCCUCCCUUCCCAAAGCCAACAUGAGAGGGGCCAUCACACUGACUGUCCUGCUCGGGGUCUUCAUUUUCUGCUGGGCACCCUUUGUCCUUCAUGUCCUCUUGAUGACAUUCUGCCCAGCUGACCCCUACUGUGCCUGCUACAUGUCCCUCUUCCAGGUGAAUGGUGUGUUGAUCAUGUGUAAUGCCGUCAUCGACCCCUUCAUAUAUGCCUUUCGGAGCCCAGAGCUCAGGGUCGCAUUCAAAAAGAUGGUUAUCUGCAACUGGUACCAGUAGAAUGAUUGGUCCCUGAUUUUAGGAGCUACGGGGAUAUACUGUCGGGGACAGAGUAGCGUGACAGACCAACAACACUAGGACU